Molecule: messenger RNA, 1186 nt
Organism: Vicia villosa (hairy vetch)
Lineage: Eukaryota; Viridiplantae; Streptophyta; Magnoliopsida; Fabales; Fabaceae
Product: protein CURLY FLAG LEAF 1-like
Exons: 3
Coding region: 253-846 (197 amino acids)
Molecular function (GO): protein binding
Source: RefSeq, a predicted model, not a curated record
GGAACUGACAGCUGCAACCCCACCCGGUUACUAUGAGCGUAACGCACGCGCAUUUGAAGGGCGUGAUACAUCUCCCCAUUUGUACCCUUAACAAUAACAAAUAUUCCAUUCUGAGUGCUCUCUCCAAUCUGAAAUCUCAUUCCCUUGACAAACUCUCUCUGAAACCAAGCCACAACAAACUUGUUCAUUAAUUCCCCUUUCGCUUUGGCACUUGUAUUAAUUGCUAAACUUUUUUUCCUCUUUCUCUCUGAUAUGGAGGCGAUCACUGCUUCCUUAGAGAGGUCUCUUCAAAACUGUUCCCUAAACAACAACAACCACCACCAACCGAAUGGAAGGACGGAAGACGAGGGUUCCGCCACCACAGAUGCAGCGGCAGAAGGAGGAGGAAGAAGAAGCAUAGGAAUCUCAUCCAGCACCUCAGAAGAUAAUAAUAAUCAUAUCACCAACAACUCCGACACCACGUUAGAGCUCAACUCUCACAUCUCUCUCCCUUACCAUUGGGAACAAUGCUUAGACUUAAAGACGGGAGAGAUUUAUUACUUAAACUGGAGGAACGGGAUGAAAGCGAAGGAGGAUCCGAGAAGAGUAGAAGAAGAAGAAGAGUCGGAGGAGGAGGAAGAAGAAGAAGAAGAAGAAGAGAGUUGGUAUGAUGAUAGUGAAGAAUGUUCAUCGGAGUGUUCAACGAAUGAGAGAGAGGUAGGAGAGAAAGAGAAAGAGAAUGUUCUGGUAGUUGCUGGUUGCAAGAGCUGUUUGAUGUAUUUCAUGGUGCCAAAACAAGUUGAAGACUGCCCAAAAUGUAAUGGUCAACUUCUCCACUUUGAUCGAUCCGAAAAUUGCUCCCCUUGAUUCAUUCCACCCUUUCUCUCUUUUCAUUUUUUAUUUCAUUUUGUCUGUCACUAUGAACUUUUUUUUCUUCAUUAUUAAUAUUUUGGACGAAAAUAGUAUCGUUAAGUUAAAUCAAUAGUUGUGCAGAGACAUCAAAUACAAAAGCGAAGUUCAAAAUUCGAAAGUGUGAUAUCCGAUUUAUUCAAUUCAUCUUUAAAGUUUCAAUUACUAGCUUAAUUGGAAAAUAUAUAUUUGAAUUUUGUAUAAAAAAAUUAGAGACCUUUCUUGUUGUUUGCUUUUCCGGAAUAGGUUUGCAAUAUUGUAAUGUUAAUGAAUUUAAUACUGUGGGUUUUCUUCUCGG